This is a messenger RNA of Elephantulus edwardii (Cape elephant shrew), 1089 nucleotides long. It is a transcript of the gene ZFTRAF1, whose product is annotated as cysteine/histidine-rich 1. Gene Ontology annotation, molecular function: zinc ion binding. The record is from RefSeq and is a predicted model, not a curated record. Bases 1 to 1089 code for a protein of 362 amino acids. Gene Ontology annotation, cellular component: nucleus. The transcript is spliced from 5 exons. NCBI's taxonomy places the organism in Eukaryota, Metazoa, Chordata, Mammalia, Macroscelidea, Macroscelididae.
AUGGUCCUGAAAUCUGGGCAAGAGUGGGGUACAGUCCUCUCCCACCUGGUCCUUGGAGGGGUGUCUCUGCAUGCUGCUGUGUGCACUGCCCAGGCAAGUCGAGGGGCUGCUGCUGGCUUCUUACUACAGGCCUUGGCUGCUGCCACCACUGUGGUCACAGGGCUGGGCACGGAUGAAGACUGUCUUACUGGAACAUGGGUGGCCACUGUCAUCAGCCUGCCCCUUCUGGCCUUUGAUUUCCACUGGUGUACUAACGGUCACUUGAUGUGCGCUGGCUGUUUUAUCCACCUACUAGCAGAUGCCCGGCUGAAGGAGGAGCAGGCUACAUGCCCCAACUGCCGCUGUGAGAUCAGUAAGAGCCUCUGCUGCCGGAACCUGGCUGUGGAAAAGGCUGUGAGUGAGCUGCCCUCCGAGUGUGGCUUCUGCCUGCGCCAGUUUCCCCGCUCGCUGCUGGAGCGGCAUCAGAAGGAGGAAUGCCAGGACAGGGUCACCCAGUGCAAGUACAAGCGUAUCGGCUGCCCCUGGCAUGGCCCCUUUCAUGAACUGACAGCCCACGAGGCCGCGUGUGCCCACCCGACCAAGACAGGCAAUGAGCUGAUGGAGAUCCUGGAUGAGACAGACCAGGGCCGCCGCACGGAGAUGCAGCUCUACAGCAGCAUCUUCAGCCUGCUCAGUUUCGAGAAGAUCGGCUACACAGAAGUCCAGUUCCGGCCAUACCGCACAGAUGACUUCAUCACGCGCCUCUACUACGAGACUCCCCGGUUCACAGUGCUGAACCAGACAUGGGUCCUGAAGGCUCGAGUGAACGACUCGGAGCGCAACCCCAACCUGUCAUGCAAGCGCACGCUCUCCUUCCAGCUCAUCCUCAAGAGUAAGGUCAACGCGCCUUUGGAGUGCUCCUUCCUGCUGCUCAAGGGUCCUUACGACGAUGUGAAGAUCAACCCUGUCAUCUACCACUUUGUGUUCACCAAUGAGAGCAAUGAGACCGACUACGUGCCGCUGCCCAUCACUGACUCGGUGGAGUGCAACAAGCUGCUGGCCGCCAAGAACAUCAACCUGCGGCUCUUCUUGUUCCAGAUCCAGAAAUAG